Molecule: messenger RNA, 3107 nt
Organism: Pleuronectes platessa (European plaice)
Lineage: Eukaryota; Metazoa; Chordata; Actinopteri; Pleuronectiformes; Pleuronectidae
Gene: anapc2
Product: anaphase promoting complex subunit 2
Exons: 14
Coding region: 314-2764 (816 amino acids)
Biological process (GO): ubiquitin-dependent protein catabolic process
Cellular component (GO): anaphase-promoting complex
Molecular function (GO): ubiquitin protein ligase binding
Source: RefSeq, a predicted model, not a curated record
CUGUAGAGGGCGCGUCUGAGCAGAGACGUGCAGGAGAACUCACCUAAAGAAGAAGAAGAAGAAGAAGAAGAAGAAGAAGACAUCAUGUGUCGUUACCAGAUUCUUUAUAAAAAGUUACUUUACUUUAUUUCCAUAACACCAGUGACACGAGCUGCUAUUAUUAAUUAUUAUUUAUAGACGUUAAUACAAAAAAUGCCUCCCUGCAGAUGAACGUGAGUGACGUCAUAACGACUCGACGCUCACGUUAGCUUAGCUCGUUGUUUGUGGAGGAUAAAGUGAGUCGAGCUGUUGAUAGAGAGACAGAGUGGAGCCGAUGGAGGACAGUGUGAUGGAGUCGGACCCGGCGGAGGUCUCUGCCCCGGCUCCUCUUCACGGGGUCGCGGACGCGUGGGAGAGUGUCACUGCAGCGCUGGUGUCCCCUGGCGGCUCGGGGCCGGAGCCGGGCCUCUCGGACUCUCUGGCCCUGCUCUGUGCUCAUGGGCUGGGGCGGCUGCUGGGCGGCUGGCUGCUGGAGACUCUGCAGAUGCGUUUGUCGUCGUCUGUGGUUCCUGAGUUCUGGUCCGGACUCAAGCAGCCAGAGAACGAGCUGGAGGAAAGAGACCGGGCCUGGGUUCUCCUCACCGUCUUCCGGACGCUGCUGGACCGGCUGGAGCCGUUCCUGGGUGGUCUGGAGCGGCUGGGGAUGUGGCAGGAAGAGGGUCGUGGUGGUCUCUGUGGCCCGGGGCCCAGGGGCCUCCAGGAGCGGGCCUUCACCAUCAUCAGGGCCCUCCUCCUCUUCUCCCCAUCACCUGUGCUCCAGGAGCGAGUGCUGGAGUUUUACAGCCGGACGUUCUCAGUCUACAUGAACCAGGAGGGGGUGGGGGAGGAAGGGGCCGAGGCUCCUGAGGUCCCAGAGGGGGGGGUCUGCCGUGGCUGUGGGGUCCCAUCACAGCAGUGCUGGUGCCAGGAGGCUCUGGAUCAACUGAAGGAGCUCAGCCACAUUCUUUCCAAACUGCAGCUGCUGGAGUGGGUCAGCUCAGAGGCCGUCACCUCCAUCCUCCACAAGCUCAUCGAGCAGCGGAUGGAGCAGCACUGCCGCGGCGAGUACGAGUGUUCGUUCCUGCUCGAGUUCCAGGAGUGGCUGGAGCUGGUGCUGGGCUGGCUGAGCAAAGUGUUCGCAAGCAAGGCGGACGCCGACGGUACGACUCCCAGCAUCCCCUGCACACCCAGCGCUCCCAGUGCCCAGGCCGGGCAGCCAGGCAGCUCCAUCCUGAAGCAGUGGAGAUGCCACAUGCACCAGUUCUUCUGCAGGAUCUACGUCAACAUGAGGAUCGAGGAGCUCUUCAGCAUCAUCAGAGAUUUCCCAGAAUCCAAAGCUGCCAUCGAGGACUUGAAGUUCUGUCUGGAAAGGACGAACCAGAGACAGCAGCUGCUCACCUCUUUAAAAUCAGCUUUUGAGAGUCGUUUGCUGCACCCAGGCGUCCACACAUCUGACAUCCUCACAGUUUACAUCUCAGCCAUCAAGGCGCUGAGGGAGCUGGACCCGUCCAUGGUCAUCCUGCAGGUUGCCUGCCAACCAAUCCGCAAAUACCUCAGGACUCGGGAGGACACGGUGAGGCAGAUCGUAGCCGGACUCACCGGGGACGCAGAGGGCUGCACCGACCUGGCGUCAGAGCUGUCCAGAGGAGACCCGGUGACUCUGGAGAUGCAGGACAGUGACGAGGAAGGCACCGAACCAGAGGACUGGACUCCGGACCCCACGGACGCUGUUCCAGAUAAAAUGGGUUCAAAGCGUCGCUCGUCGGACAUCAUCAGCCUCCUGGUCAGCAUCUACGGCAGCAAGGACAUCUUCAUAGACGAGUACCGAGCCGUGCUGGCCGACCGGCUGCUGCACCAGCUCAAUUACAACACUGCCAGGGAGAUUCGUAACGUGGAGCUGCUGAAGCUCCGGUUCGGAGAGUCUCACAUGCAUUACUGUGAGGUCAUGUUGAAGGACAUGGCCGACUCUCGCAGGAUCAACAGUAACAUCCGGGAGGAGGAGUCGAGGCUCGGCGAGGAGGAGGAGCAGCCGCCGCUGUCCCUGUCGUCCAUCAUCCUGUCCUCCGAGUUCUGGCCUCCGCUGAAGGAGGAGAAGCUGGAGCUGCCGCCGGUCGUCUGCCAGGCCAUGGAGGCCUACACCCACCGCUACGAGAAGCUCAAGGCCAUGAGGACGCUGAGCUGGAAGCCUCAUCUGGGCUCGGUCACUCUGGACGUGGAGCUGGAGGAUCGAACCCUCACCAACCUCACCGUGUCUCCCAUCCACGCCGCCAUCAUCCUGCACUUCCAGGAGAAGAGCUCGUGGACGCUGGAGGAGCUGAGCGUGAAGCUGGGCGCCCCGAGGGAGCUGGUGCACAGGAAGAUCGCUCUGUGGCAGCAGCACGGCGUGCUGAGGGAGGAGGCGGCCGGGCGCUACUACGUGGUGGAGACGGGCUCGUCCAAAGAGAAGAUGGAGAGAGGAGUGAUGCUGAUCGACAGCGACGAGGAGAGAGACUCCAACACCACGACCCAGUCCGAGCAGAGGGAGGAGAAGCUGCAGCUGUUCUGGGCCUACAUCCAGGCCAUGCUGACCAACCUGGACAGUAUGACACUGGACCGGAUCCACUCCAUGCUCCGGAUGUUCGUGGCCACGGGGCCUGUGGUCACUGAGAUGGACGUGAACGAGCUGGAGGCCUUCCUGCAGAGGAAGGUCCGCGAGCAUCAGCUGAUGGUCUCUGCCGGCGUUUACAGACUCCCCAAAUCCAACUGAGGGGGAGGAGCCACCGUCCGAGUGGGACGCUGCAUUCAGGUGUCCUCAGAAACGUCUGGAAUCCACAGAUAUCAGUUCCCAUAAAGUUACUGUUUGUUCCGCAGACGGGUUCUGAGCCUCAGUCUGAAAGAAGCUGAGACAUUUUAACAUUCCAGAGAGAAACUCCUUCUGCUCAAACUGGAUUUCAAUGUGAUGUGAAGGCUCUUCCUCUGAAGAUUGGUUUUCAAAAUAAAAGCACUUCCACCCUCCUCAGCGUCCAGAUGUUGAUGCUGCAGCUGGAGAUGACGUAGGUCAGGUCGUUUUGAACAUUCUUGUGAUUUAAAUAUAAAAUCUCUGUCUUGUC